Messenger RNA from Entrophospora candida, 1266 nucleotides. NCBI's taxonomy places the organism in Eukaryota, Fungi, Glomeromycota, Glomeromycetes, Entrophosporales, Entrophosporaceae. The record is from the annotation of a GenBank genome assembly.
AUGGAUAAAGUGACAGAAAUACAAGGCACGUCGCAAGAAAUAUCCAAGGACAAAUGUAAAAGAGCAUCGAUUGCUGUAUUCAUCACUGAAGAUACUUGCUUGUGUUUUAAUGCACUGGAAGGACUCCCAGGUCCAUACAUUAAAUGGUUUUUAGAAAAGUUGGGACAUGAUGGAUUGAAUAAAAUGUUAUCAGGAUUUGAGGAUAAAUCAGCAUAUGCUUUAUGUACUUUUGCCUACUCGUCUGGUCAAAACGAUGAACCAAUAUUAUUUGAAGGCAGAACCAAUGGAAAGAUAGUGGAAGCAAGAGGCCCAAAUAAUUUUGGAUGGGAUCCUAUCUUUCAACCUGAUGGAACAUCAAAGUUAAAAUUUUGGUCCAAGUCCAAGUCAUCAACAGCGAACUCUAAUAAAAUCCUCGAUGAAUUUAUUUCCGCAGCAAGUGAUGACGAGAUAGACCGGGUACAAUUGCAGCAUCAUAUGUUCCGAGUCACCUGGGACGGUAACUAUAAGGCUCCUAUAGAGGAAUCCUUAAAGUCCGGCUGCGAUGUAUUAGAUCUUGGAUGCGGACCGGGCACCUGGGUUGCUGAAAUGUCCACCGAUUACCCCAAUUCCACCAUAAUUGGCUUCGACAAGAUCAAUAUAUUCCCAGAGCACAAGCCUUUGAACUCCCAAUUUGUUAAGGGAGAUUUAUUAGACAAACUCCCAUUCAAAGAUAAUCAUUUUGAGUUUGUUCACUACCGGUCGUUUGGCUUAUGGUUUUCAGAGGCUGAUUGGAAAAAAGGUUUGGAGGAGGCUUUGAGAGUGGUACGUCCGGGGGGUUACCUGGAAAUUCUAGAAGUUGAAACAAUACCACAAAAUGCGGGUCCCAUAACUGUUGAAAUAAUGGCUGCCUUAAGGAACUUCAUGGAAUCCACCAAUAAAAAUCCCUAUCUGAUCUCUCAUUUCAAUGAUAUACUGGCAAGAACGAAUGCGUUUUCUCACAUCUACUGUGGGGUGAGAAAAGUACCGAUAGGUCAACAUUCGGGCAACUUAGGAAAAUUGUCUGAAUAUAAUGUAGUUCGCAUGUGUCGGCUUACAAAGUCGAAACUGAUUCACUUCUUAAAUGUAAGAGAGGACGAGUACGAAGAAAAAUACAUUCUUCCGCUCAUCAACGAAAUAAAUAUCUACAGAACCUUUUUUUAUCAGUAUCGGUUCUAUGGGCGGAAGAAAGAAAACGAAGAUCAGGAAUUGAUCAUUUGUGAUGCUGAGUUAAGAAGGGUGAAAGGGUGA